Molecule: messenger RNA, 6275 nt
Organism: Harpegnathos saltator (Jerdon's jumping ant)
Lineage: Eukaryota; Metazoa; Arthropoda; Insecta; Hymenoptera; Formicidae
Product: serine/threonine-protein phosphatase 6 regulatory ankyrin repeat subunit A
Exons: 17
Coding region: 368-3727 (1119 amino acids)
Cellular component (GO): cytoplasm
Molecular function (GO): protein binding
Source: RefSeq, a predicted model, not a curated record
AGGCACAGCGCGUCAGAUAGCGGGGGUUGGCCACGCGCGAGCAAUAAAUAUACAGCGAUAGGAUGCGCUCACGGUGUGUCGCGUUUCCCUGAGACUCGUCCGUGCAAGAGCGAUUCGUUCGGCACGACGAUCUGCGCUCGAUUCCGUAUCCUUUCGUCCGACCGGCUACCGGCGGCCGAAAAGAGGUCGGUGCCAUAACCGAGAUCGGAACACGGUGACUCACUCACUCACUCGUCAUCGUCGUCGUCGUCGUCGUCGUUGUCGUCGUCGGUGACACUCGCUCUCCAGGUGGCCUGCGGUGGACAAUGAUGCUCCUCUUGUGAGAGAACAACUGUGAGAUUAGAACAAGUCCGAAAUACGUGCCAACAUGAAUGUGCAGGAACUUCGCGAUGAGCCUCCUUUACUGCAAGCCAUAUUUCUUGGGGACAUGGAGGAGGUGUUCGCAUUGCUGUUGGAACAAGAGGAUAUCAAUUGGCAAGACAAAGAACAACGCUCUCUUUUGCAUGCGGCAGCGUAUAGGGGAAACACCGCAAUUGUGGAGACUCUCCUGUUAAAUGGUGCAGCAGUCAAUAAUAAAGAUAAGAAGUGGCUAACCCCAUUGCACAGAGCCUGUUGCUCAGGCAAUUACAACGCGGUAGAUAUUCUAUUGAAAUACAAAACAGAUGUGAAUGUUCGGGAUCGCAGUUGGCAAACACCUCUUCAUGUAGCGGCAGCCAAUAAUGCUGUGCAAUGUGUAGAACUCAUAUUACCACAUGUAUUAAAUCUCAAUCUCACGGACAGGGGCGGACGGACGUGUCUUCAUCACGCCGUGUACAACGGACACCUUGAAAUGACCGAAUAUUUGGCGCAGCUGGGUUGCGUGAUAAACGCUUCCGACAAAAAGGAUCGCAGGCCUCUGCAUUUCGCGGCGUACAGGGGUCACGACGAGAUAAUAAAGGUGCUGAUAGCCAAAGGUGCUGACGUGGACGUAAAAGAUCGAGAUUUAUACACCCCGUUACACGCAGCGGCCGCUUCCGGCAAUGUAGAGUGUAUGCACACUUUGAUCAAGGCUGGCGCAGACGUCGAAGCCAAGAACGUGUACGGGAAUACUGCGUUGCAUAUCGCGUGCUUGAACGGAUAUUCUCAUGCGGUCACGGAACUGAUCGCUAACUGUGUUAAUCUAGAGGCUGUCAAUUAUCGCGGGCAGACUGCGUUGCACGUCGCCGCUGCCAGCACACACGGUGUUCAUUGUCUGGAGGUGCUGGUGCAGGCCGGGCUGAAGAUAAAUGUGCAAUCGGAGGACGGCCGUACGCCGUUGCACAUGACUGCGAUUCACGGUAGAUUCACGAGGUCGAAAACGCUGCUCGAUGCUGGUGCUUUUCCGGACACGAGAGACAAAAAUGGAAACUCGGCUUUGCACGUCGCUGCCUGGUUCGGUUACGAAUGUUUGACUACGACUCUGCUAGAAUGUGGCGCAUCUCCGGCGGCACGCAACGCGCAACAACGGACAGCUCUUCAUCUGAGUUGCCUGGCGGGUCACAUAGAAGUUUGUAGGAAAUUAUUGCAAGUCGAUAGGCGAAUCGAUACGCGAGACAUAGGCGGCAGGACGGCUUUACACUUAGCUGCGUUUAAGGGUUCCGUGGACUGUCUGGAUCUGCUGUUGUCUAGUGGCGCCAACUUUCGUCUCGCCGACAACGACAACCGGUUAGCUCUGCAUCACGCCGCGAGCCAAGGACACUAUCCCUGCGUCUUCACUCUGGUGGGAUUCGGUAGUGACUCGAACGCUCAAGAUGUGAACGGGGCCACGCCGCUGCAUCUGGCCGCAGCAGCUUCCAAUCCUUCUGAUUCUUGCGCUCAGUCGUACAGGUGUGUACAGUAUCUGCUGCAGCACCGAGCAGACCCGCGUUUAUGCGAUAAACGCGGCUUCACUGCGAUUCACUACGCAGUGGCGGGUGGCAAUCAACCGGCUCUGAAAGCGCUCUUACACGCGUCAUCGACGACGACGUCUACGUCCACAUCCGCAUCGUCGUCGUCUCCUUCGUCAGGGAAUUUAUCCACCUCGCACGGUUCCUUUGCGUUCAAGCACGAAGUGUCUUCGCCGGCGCUCACUCCAGUACAUCUCGCGGCAUAUCACGGUCACAGCGAGAUCUUGAAGUUGCUCUUACCGUUGUUCCCUAAUACAAACAUCAAAGAGGACAGUGGAAAGACUCCGUUGGAUUUGGCCUCCUACAAAGGACACAAGCAGUGCAUCGAGCUUCUGUUGCGAUUCAGCGCUUUGGUGUCGGUUCAAGAUUCUGUGACAAAACGCACGCCGGUACAUUGCGCCGCUGCGGCCGGUCACUCCGACUGUUUGGCCCUGCUCUUGGAGAACACGGACGAUCCUCGAGUGGUGAAUCGUUACGACGCGAAGCAGCGUACGGCCCUCACGCUUGCGGUAGCGAACAGCAAUCCGGAGUGUGCGAUUUUGUUGCUGAAGCACAAGGCCGACUGCAAUCUGCCGGACAUUAACAAGCACACGCCGCUGUUCCGAGCGGUAGUGAACGAACGUGAUCACCAGCUAGUGAAGUUGCUGCUGAAACACGGCGCACGCGUAGCGGUGCAGGACGCGAACGGUAAAACACCGUUACACCUGGCGGCGGCCUGCGGAAGACUGAACGCUUUAGCGGCUUUGGUGAAAGCGGAUCCGACCGCGGCUACUUUGAAGGACGAUCAAGGAUGCACGGUGCUUCACUGGGCUUGUUACAACGGCAACUCGAAUUGCGUGGAGUACCUGUUGGAUCAGAACGUAUUUGACUCCUUGGAAGGUAACCCGUUCUCCGCCGUUCACUGCGCUGUUUAUCAGGGCUCCGCGCACUGCUUGGACCUGCUGAUCAACAAAUUCGGCGGGAAAGCAGUGGCCGCGCCGAGGGACACUCUGGGCGGCCGGCUGCCUUUGCACGUCGCGGCCAGCGCCGGCUCGGUCGAGUGUGCGCGACUGAUCCUGAGCUCGGUUGGUCCGGAGUUAGCCGGCCUGGAGACGCCCGAUUACUCCGGACGGACGCCGCUACUCUGCGCGGCCGUUACCGGGCAAUGCAACGUUAUCGAAUUACUACUCGAGUGGAAAGCCAAUGUACGUGCUGUCGAUUCCAGUAAAAAUACAGCCUUGCACUUAGCUUGUCAGAGGCGCCAUUCCGCCGCAGCGUCGUUACUCUUAAACUGGAUCGACUCGCUCGGCUCCGACGGCAAUGCCGCGUCGGCCCAGCAAUCGCAGCAGCAGCAGCAGCAGCAGCAACAGCAGCAGCAGCAGCAGCAGCAGCAGCAGCAGCAGCAGCAGCAGCAGCAGCACCAACAGCAGCAGCAGCAGCAGCAGCAGCAGCAGCACCAACAACAACAACAACAACAACAACAACAACAACAACAACAACAACAGCAGCAGCAGCAGCGAGUGGCAGUUAUUAAUAUGACCAACAAGCAACAGAGAACUCCGUUGCAUCUAGCGGCGAGGAACGGUCUCGUGACGAUCACGCGCCGAUUGUUGCAAUUGGGCGCAAGUGUCGUGGCCGUAGACGCCGAGGGACUCACCCCUGCGUUGGCCUGCGCCCCGAAUCCGGCGGUAGCCAGGUGUUUGGCCACUAUUCUCGCGGCGCAUGCAGGUCAAAACUGGGAAGCCGCGCAGCAUUCGCCGUCUAUCCAACAGACGUCCGAAGUGUAUCUGAACGGACGCAGCGGCGUCGAUUCGCAGCACAGCUCCGACUCGGAGUUUUACUGACAGCAAGCCUCUUCGCGCUUAGACUGCCAAGCGUGCCCGAACCUGAACGUCGACUCCGUGCACGGCAACGUUGACGCCAGGUUGAUCUGGACGAGCUGCUGGCUCUUCUCCGUUUUAGCGUAAAUAGUUGCUCUAUGCGGCCGCCGUACGGCGAGCCAAGCGAGACCACGCGACGCGCAGAUAUCGGCCGAUUCUCCCGCAGUGUGAGUAGCCUCAUAAAUAGUAAUCGUGACAAUACGAGUGUCUGUACUAUCGAGAAGUCGAUAGGGAGUUUCACUAACCGACUGCCAAGAGGGAUACGGAUUUAUUUAUGUAUGCAUGUAUGUAUGUAUGUGUGCGUACACGUGUGUGCGCUCGUGCGCGCGCGCGUAUGUGUGUGUGUGUGUGUGUGUGUAGUCAGUGGACGAAAGCUUGCGACGUUUCCUUUUCAUUAAGUUUCCCAACACGUUCAUAUCUAUCGAGUCCUUAUUCACAAUAGGUGCAGUAAGCCACUAGCCUUUGGCUCUAAGCUCGAGACUGUCACGUAAUUUGUGGCUAGAAGUGUUUCCCGCUGCCGCUAUGCGAUCGUAAUUCUUAAGCUUUAAGAAAACUAGAUUCCUUAGAUUCUUAGAUUUUUAGAUCCUUAGAAACUUAGAUUCCAAUUAUUAGGGCAGCUACAGGUGGAAAAUGAUUUUUAACAAAAAUUAAGACUUACAACAAACGGCUAAAAGCUCACUACAUCUAUUGCAGAUUGGGCCUUAAGAGAAUUUACUUUUUAGCAAGUCUCGGGAGUUAACAACUCUUGAUACACCGGAUACGUUUUGAAGUUCAUCGGGCAAAGAAUGUUGCAAUUUUCCUUUCACCGAUUGUACGCAGGCCAGCGUAAUAGCCUCAACACGCGGUGUAUUAAAGUUACUAAGUCUUACUCUAAUCGUAUACGUUCGUUUUUGGACAUUAACAUAAAGCCAUCACAGAUUACCGCUUCGAUACAUCAUGUGUUCCUGCUUCUUAUAAUAUAUAAAUAAUAAGUCGACAAUGCGUACAAUUUCGAGAUUCUAGUAAUCCAGUUGCAUCGCAUAUUGAGGCUGUUACGCUGGUCUGUAUACGCAUGAGUGUACGUAUGUAUAAUCCACUACUUGGUAGAUUGAUAGAUUAAGCAUUUGUGUGAGCGUGAUAUGAUAUUUGAGAGACGAGCGAGCCGUACGGCAUCCAUAGUCAUCCAGCGUUUCGUUCGUGUAUUAUCACGUAAAACGAAGUGCCCGGAGAAUACAUUAUUUCGUUUGUCACGCUGCAUGACGUUCGUGAGGGGAAACAAAUAUCGAAGCGAAUAUCGUUGCAGUUUGCGUUGCGACAACGGAAUUUGUACGUUAAACAACUAACGUACUACUAACGUCAGAGCGGUGCGCGCGGUCGGCGUGUCGAUUCACUUUACGUUCCAACACGUCGUGCGAUAGAUUAGCACGUUGUAUCCUCAAAGACAACGCCACUUUUCCCGACGCUGUCGCGAAAUGUGUCCUUCAAUUAGAAAGAGUACAAAAUUGCCGCCAUUAGCGCUUAACUGUAUUCCUCUUGGACAUUAUCGCAGUAUCCGAUAUUGAGAUUCAUUUAUUUUUGAGCUAAUCGAGCUGAAGCGAGAUAUAUCGAGAUUGCACGAUACACACAUAUAUUUUUCUCUUCUCUUGUACACAUUUGUACACUUAUCUUACAUGCACACACACACACACACAACACACAAACAGUAUAAUCGAGAAUGCGCGCGAGAUGUUUGUAGCUUCGCCGCACGUGCAUUCUCUCGUAGCAUAUAUCUUCUAAAUGAACUUAAUUAACGCACACUGCAUUGACUUCUCUUCUUCGCAUUUCUUGAAUGGUACACGUUCUUCUGCAUAAUUAUUCAGUUUUCUCUGUCUCGAAAUAACGCGCAUAUUAGAGUUCUCUCACGGUUGACUAGUAGCGAACGAGUCGAACGGACCACGAGAAACAAUAGUCGCUAAUAAAUUUACGUAGUCGCGUAAUAAGCGGGGCUCUAUCGAAUGCAAUAAGACACCGAGGACCGAGGUGGUCCCGGGUAGGUUCGACGAUAGAACGCAGUUAGCGCGUAAUUGAUCAACUCUGGCAUAUUAUAUGGUCGAGCAGGUGUGAUAUAUAAUCAAAAGCGCGAUUCGUCCCUGCGACAGGCAAUUAAACGCCAAUACAAUUAUAACGACGACGAGGCGUACGGAGGACGAUGCUCAACACACGUUGCAUUUACUAAUCUAGGUUGAUUUUAAUUAAUUUAGACGGAUGUCUUCCAUCUUCAGCAAUGGCAUUCGCAGUUGGUAGCGUCUCGGCGCGGUGAUUGACGCUAAUAUAUCGGUUGUUCUCAUUUGAAUCGGGAAAGAAUCUUUGUCAAGAUCGUGUAAGCGUUUCCGUACUCGGCAAUGCCUUUAUGCGUUCUUAAGCACUUGAAUAUUAAUUUGAAUCACGUGUUCGCGAUUUAAUUUAGUUUGUCGGAUAUUCGGUAGUGAGAAACACACAGAGAGAGAGAGAGAGAGAGAGAGAGAGAGAGAGAGAGAGAGAGAGAGAGAGAGAG